AUGUAGAAGAGGAAAAGCGUGCUGCUGCAGGGACCUUCAAUGUUUUUCAGUCUCUUAGCUUUUUAGAAAUGAAAAUUUUUACACAUUUCAUCACAUAAUCGACUCGGAAAAGUCCAACAGCAGUCGGCGGUCCCGAGGUCCAGAUUUACCAUGGAGCCCAUAAUGAAUCAGAUUUGGCCAAAAGUCUUCCGGCGGCUCCACAGAACCUCACUUCUUCCACGGAGGAACCAUUCAGGAUGUGCUGAGCCUGCCGCUGUUUCUGCCUCCACCAACUCCAGACAAAUCAAGCCCACACUCCUGGUGUCCCGCCUCUACCAGCCCUCAAACCUGCGUGAUGUGGGACAGGACAGCCGGCUACAAGGCGAGAUGACUUGUAAGAGUCAAAGGCUCAUGCAGCAGGCUGGGCUCAUCCAUCCAUCAAACCCCGGUUGUUACUACUACCUUCCUGCCACUGUCCGCUCCAUGGAGAAGCUGGUGAGAGUAAUUGACCAAGAGAUGCAGGCGAUUGGUGGGCAGAAACUGGACAUGCCCAGUUUGUGCUCAGCUGAUCUCUGGAAAACCAGUGAGCGCUGGGACUUGAUGGGAAAGGAGCUGUUCCGUCUGAAAGAUCGCCACGGAGCUGACUACUGCUUGGGUCCCACACACGAAGAGGCAGUGACGACUCUGGUCGCUCACCAGACAACUCUCUCCUACAGGCAUCUGCCUCUGCUUCUUUAUCAGAUCACUCGCAAAUUCAGAGAUGAACCAAAGCCAAAGUUUGGUCUGCUUCGAGGGAGGGAGUUCUACAUGAAGGACAUGUACUCAUUUGAUGUGAGUGAAGAAGCAGCGUACGAGACCUAUGAAUCUGUGCGUCAGGCGUACACCAGGCUCUUCACCCGGCUGGGACUGCAUUGUGUUCAGGUGCAGGCAGACACAGGAAACAUUGGCGGGAAACUCUCCCACGAGUUCCAGCUGCCAGCAGACAUUGGCGAGGACCGACUUCUGGUCUGUGGGAAGUGCUCCUUCUCUGCGAAUGUAGAGACCAUGUCAUCAGGCGGAACUGACUGCCCACAGUGCAAAACUGGCACACUGGUAGAGUCAAAGGGUAUAGAGGUCGGCCACACAUUUUACUUGGGUAAAAAAUAUUCUCAUAUGUUCAAUGCCUCCUUCAACAAUGCCCAGAGCAAGUCUGUUAUCGCAGAAAUGGGCUGCUACGGACUUGGGGUAACUCGCAUUCUCGCCGCAGCCAUUGAGGUGUUGUCAACAGAAGAAGGGAUCCGCUGGCCAGGCCUUCUUGCUCCGUACCAGGUGUGUGUUUUACCCCCAAAGAAGGGCAGUAAGAUGGAUGAGGCAGCAGUUUUGGCUGAGGAGCUGGUUCACACUUUGGGAGAGACUCUGCCUCGUUUGAGAGGUGAAGUUGUCGUUGAUGACCGCACACAGAAGACCAUUGGGAACAGGCUGAAGGAUGCCAGCAGACUGGGCUACCCGUAUGUUAUCAUUGUAGGACAGGGAGCUCUGGAGGAAACACCCAGGUUUGAGGUGAUCUGUCAGCAGACAGGUGAGGCGAUGUUUCUCAGUAAAGAUGGACUCUUGGAUGUCCUCGGAAGAGUGGAAACUGUAUGAAUAACAACUCUAAAUGUGGAUAUGAAUGUGUUUAUGAUUCAGUCAGUGUGGUGGUGGGAAAAUGAAAUAAAAGCCUUGUGUGUGGUAAGUUUUUUUUUUUUUUUUGAGAGGACUGGAGGAUUUCUUUUUCCUUUACAAUGUUAUAAAGGUUAUAAUGUUAAAUGUUAUAAAUUGGCUUAAAUGUCACAACAAAAGCUUUAUAAUGGACCUAAUGAUAUUAAAUUGCAUUUGGUUACUUAAAUCUCAUACACAAUUCAUUUGUUUUUCUGUCCCCAUGCAAAUAAAAACAUAAGAGGUUAUCAGAAUUAAUGAACAUUUGCUGUCGUGUUUUUAUAUGCUUUUGGAUCUGUAACAUACUGACCUCUUAGUACGACUCAAUGCUGACAUACGGCGAAUGCUUUAAAUAAAGCGUCAUGAAAGUGAAGGAAGAGCAACAAAAAAAAUCACAUAUUCUAGUGAUGGAAGAAGUACUCAGGUCCUUAACUUUAGCAAAAGAAGCAUUACAGUGAUAUAUUAACACCCAAAUGCAAAUAAAAAUAUACAAGUAGUAGUUCAAAAAUAAAAGUCAAUUUGCAGGUAAGCCACAUUUAAGAGUUAUGUUUU
Messenger RNA from Plectropomus leopardus (leopard coralgrouper), 2205 nucleotides. RefSeq names its product prolyl-tRNA synthetase 2, mitochondrial (gene pars2). The record is from RefSeq and is a predicted model, not a curated record. Gene Ontology annotation, cellular component: cytoplasm; mitochondrion. Gene Ontology annotation, biological process: prolyl-tRNA aminoacylation. Gene Ontology annotation, molecular function: proline-tRNA ligase activity; ATP binding. NCBI's taxonomy places the organism in Eukaryota, Metazoa, Chordata, Actinopteri, Perciformes, Serranidae.